Messenger RNA from Musca vetustissima, 464 nucleotides. RefSeq names its product adenosine 5'-monophosphoramidase HINT3. The record is from RefSeq and is a predicted model, not a curated record. NCBI's taxonomy places the organism in Eukaryota, Metazoa, Arthropoda, Insecta, Diptera, Muscidae. The transcript has 3 exons. Bases 54 to 464 code for a protein of 136 amino acids. Gene Ontology annotation, molecular function: catalytic activity.
UACUGACCUAUAUAUUGUACAAAAUCGUAUUGGCUCCGCCACCCUAUGAUCCAAUGGCUCCGUGUAUAUUCUGUCAGAUAAUCAACCAUACCAAGGAAGCUGUCAUCGAAGUGGAGACCGAUGAAUAUGUGAUAUUUAAAGAUAUAAAACCUGCGUCAACCCAUCAUUAUUUGGCGGUGCCCAAACGGCAUGUAGAGAGUCUAAAGACCAUGACAAAAGAUGAUAUACCAUUAGUAAAUGACUUGGAAAAAGCCAUGAAGGAAUUUUUCAUAUCUAAGGGUAUUGAUACGGAAGAUGCCUUAUUUGGUUUUCAUAUGCCGCCCUUUAUCAGUGUCCAUCACUUACAUUUACAUGGCAUUGCGCCACGUUCCACCAUGAGCUGGAUGAAUAGUUUUGUUUUCAAGACCCAUUCGCCGUGGUUUAAAUUGGUUGAAGAUGCUAGGAAAUAUUUAGAAAAUAAAUAA